AUGAGCAACCCCAACAUCCACGCUCGUCGCGAUUUUUGUCGAACCUGCGAGAAUCUUCGCACUAUCGUCAUAUCAAAAGACCAAAAAAUUGCGACUCUUCACGAAGAACUAAUCAUCGCUCAAAAAUCUCUUAUCGUCGCUCAGGACAACUUGUUGAAGUCUUCGUCACUGCGACAGAACAAGAGUAAUAAUAACGCCUCGGCAGCUCCUUUGAGUCAGCCACUUGUAAACGGUGCUUGGCCUUUUAUUGAUUUGCCUAAUGCUGCUGCUGCGUCUAAUAUGGCGGCUCCUAUUGGUAAUAUUGGAUCCGGUGGUGAUGGCGACGGUACUGAUAUUAAUGAUUCGAAUGGAAAUGGAAUGAACGGAUCGCAUGACCAUGGAACGCCGAUUUUCCGUGCUUUCAUCGGAGAUGUUCCUAGAGACAUCGAUCGUACUCGCUUGAUUCAAUGUUUGGAAAUCACGUUUGGUCCUGUCGUGGAUAUUCAAUUCAUUCCAAGCAAGAAUUGCGCAUUUGUCCACUUUGCCACUCAAAACGGCUACGAUAAUGCCAUUCGUGAAGGAUUCGUUUAUGUUAAAGGACAAAUUGACGCGCAAAAAUAUCUGAGUUUAUCAAGAUAUUAA
Molecule: messenger RNA, 621 nt
Organism: Ambispora leptoticha
Lineage: Eukaryota; Fungi; Glomeromycota; Glomeromycetes; Archaeosporales; Ambisporaceae
Source: the annotation of a GenBank genome assembly